CGAAACCCGCCAAAUCGUAUAUCCUCCGCCUAUAAUCAUCCAAAAUGUCUGGCAAGCGCGGUCGAGGUUCUACCUCCGGUAACAAGCUCAAGAUGACUCUUGGUCUGCCAGUCGGUGCCGUCAUGAACUGCUGCGACAACUCGGGUGCCCGCAACCUGUACAUCAUCUCCGUCAAGGGUAUUGGUGCGCGUCUCAACCGCCUGCCUGCCGGUGGCGCUGGUGACAUGGUCAUGGCCACGGUCAAGAAGGGAAAGCCCGAGCUGAGGAAGAAGGUCAUGCCCGCCGUCAUUGUCCGCCAAAGCAAGCCAUGGAGGCGAGCGGACGGUAUCUACCUGUACUUCGAGGACAACGCCGGUGUCAUUGUCAACCCCAAGGGUGAAAUGAAGGGUUCCGCCAUCACUGGUCCUGUCGCCAAGGAGGCCGCUGAGCUGUGGCCGCGUAUCGCCUCCAACUCCGGUGUCGUCAUGUGAGGGGUCUCUUUUCCUGCUUUCGAUAACAUUCAUGGGUUCACGGGCACGGCGAAAAUGCAUUUACGGGGUGAAGGAUUUGGGCGACGACAUUGCAACUACGAUUAGCAAUGGGACGACCUUCACAGUACCAGUCAAAUGAACAUUACGACCAAACCACAUCGUGUACCGCGACUUUCGAGUGAUGGCUGACUGACUCGACUUACCAUCAAGCGCAACAAGAUAGUCGAGCUGAGAAUAACGUUGGAUCAAAAGACUUGAACUGUCAUGAAAACAUUGGUUUUUACUGAUUUGUGGUAUUGUCAAAAAUAUAUGUACUGAAUGCUAGGAUCCCUAGACCCUGGGCUGGGUAGACGAGCACGAACUACGGUCGCAUGCUAACAUCUUGAAGUCGGCCUCCUCGGCAACUUCUUGCGCCCACCGCAUCUGCACCAUGCUUCUGGCUUCGAGUUCCAGGCUUCUAAUGUCGUAAUCGCGCUUGCGUCCGCC
Molecule: messenger RNA, 956 nt
Organism: Exserohilum turcica Et28A
Lineage: Eukaryota; Fungi; Ascomycota; Dothideomycetes; Pleosporales; Pleosporaceae
Exons: 4
Coding region: 45-470 (141 amino acids)
Biological process (GO): translation
Cellular component (GO): ribosome; cytosolic large ribosomal subunit
Molecular function (GO): large ribosomal subunit rRNA binding; structural constituent of ribosome
Source: RefSeq, a predicted model, not a curated record